AUGCCCCAACAGCGCUUUUAUGGUACCACAAACCAAAGUCCUGACGAGGAUGGUCAGGACUACUUUCCAAGAGCGGCAACCCAAGCCGGCCCCGCAUCGGUCCGGCGUCCGGGACCGGAUCGGCCCUCACGCCCGUGCCGUCCCCGUGGGACCGAUGGCGCCGUCCUCCUGAGGCUUGCUCCUACAAGCAUUCAUCUCAAUCCAAGGUCUUCAACCGUGCAUCUCGUGUCGUCAUUAACACGGCGGCGCGAUGACAGGAUCCCCUUUCCGCGUCCUCGUCUCAGCAAGACAGCCGGGUAUCGAUACGCUUCGAUCCCCGCCGCAAUCGCCGCGCUCAUUCGCCUCGCCUCCGCGUCCGCCCCCACCGACGCACCCUUUACCGUGCACCACUCCGAAGAUACGAGCCUCUUCGCGCCCGAGUCUCUGCGCCGCUACCGCGUCACUGUCCUCGCGCACGUGUCCGGCACGUUCCUGACUGCGUCGCAGCUGGCGGCCUUGCAGUCGUUUGUCCGCGAAGGGGGCGGCGUAGUCGGCGUGCACACCGCCUCGGUGGGAAUGCCACCGCCGCCGCCGCCGCCGCCGCCGCCGACAGACGCAGACGGCGCGGUGGACGAGGGGCGCUAG
This is a messenger RNA of Purpureocillium lilacinum, 624 nucleotides long. Lineage: Eukaryota; Fungi; Ascomycota; Sordariomycetes; Hypocreales; Ophiocordycipitaceae. The record is from RefSeq and is a predicted model, not a curated record.